UUUAACGUAAACAUAAACAUAAACAUGUACCUUAACCAUUAACAAUCAGCCAUCUCUCGAGGUUGAGGCUAUAGAAAUGAGUCUAUCGCGAUGUGCUAUAAGCCAUUGCCAUAUAUAUCCCGUCUCUCUUCGCUCACUCGACGGUGUUUUCAACAAUUCAGCCCGGCGUACUCGGUUGCUGCCGCCGAGAAGCUCAAGGGCUUAUUCUUCUCAGCAUGGUAACGAUCCGAGACUGAAAGACCUUGGAAAGCAGAUAUAUGAUGACUAUGCCGCCGUAAGAGAACAUUACGCUACUCCUAAAUACCCAGUCGUCCUCGCCCAUGGCUUAUUAGGCUUCGCCGAACUUCGCCUUGCUGGAGGAUGGCUCCCUGCCAUUACCUAUUGGCGCGGCAUCACAGAUGCAUUAAGAGCUAAUGGGAUUGAAGUCAUAACGGCAACUGUGCCUCCAUCCGGAAGUAUCGAGCAAAGAGCUGAGAAGCUGGCUCAUAGUAUUGCCCAUGUUGCGCGGGAUAAGAGCGUGAAUAUUAUUGCUCACUCUAUGGGCGGACUCGAUGCCAGAUACAUGAUUUCUCAUCUCCAACCUAAGAAUGUGGAUGUGAAAUCUCUAGUCACCGUCGCUACUCCUCACCGAGGGAGCGCUUUUGCGGAUUAUGUAUUCAAAGAGAUUGGUGCAGACAGACUUCCGAGUAUAUAUCAAUUUAUCCAGGGCGUAGGUAUGGAUACAGGCGCAUUCGAGCAACUCACGCCAGCAUAUAUGACAGAGAGUUUCAACCCACGGACCCCAGACGACCCAAGCGUUCGCUACUUCUCGUACGGGGCCAUGAUGGAUCGGCCUACUCUCCUUUCACCUUUCCGCCAUUCCCAUAAUAUCAUUAGCGACGUAGAGGGACCUAAUGAUGGUCUCGUUAGUGUAACAAGUUCGAAAUGGGGUUCAUACAAGGGAACUUUAGUAGGUGUCAGUCACCUGGACUUAAUCAACUGGACGAACCAGCUAAGAUGGACCUUGCUAAAGUGGAUGGGUCAAGGACCAAACUUUAAUGCUAUAGCAUUCUACCUUGAUAUAGUUGAUAUGCUGGCAAAAGAGGAUUUAUAGUUCUAAAGUUGAUGAAUAUGUGCGAUGCGUAAAAGGGUGUCGUAUCAAGAAAUAUUCUUCCAAGGUUAUACGCCACUUCCAAUUGGGCGAAGUCUUAUAUAUAUAGGUAGGUACCUAUGCGUUUAUGUUAUUGUACCUUCCCAUAAAGUCUAAACCAAGAGGUUUCUUGGUUAUGAGUUGGUUGGAACAAUCCCCUCCCUCUCCCACAACACCUAGAGUUAAUACCAAUACGCUAUAUUUCAGUAUAUAUGAUCAUCUAGGACCUCGAGUGGUUCUCGACUGUUGGGGGUUUCAUCCUUAGCAACAAAGCAGAACAAUCCUCUAAGUUAACAAGA
Molecule: messenger RNA, 1428 nt
Organism: Daldinia vernicosa
Lineage: Eukaryota; Fungi; Ascomycota; Sordariomycetes; Xylariales; Hypoxylaceae
Product: putative triacylglycerol lipase
Exons: 3
Coding region: 77-1093 (338 amino acids)
Molecular function (GO): triacylglycerol lipase activity
Source: RefSeq, a predicted model, not a curated record